AUGCUGCACAUCACCCGCACCACGACUCGCACGGCACGCGUCCACGCCAGCCCCGCCCUCGCCCGCGCCCUGUCGUCCCGCGCACGCUCCGUCUUCUCGGCGCUCGACCUCCCCACCUCUGGCGAGCCUAUCGCGGGCGUCUACUACAGCGCGCAGGACGGCUGGUGCGGCUCGGGCGAGCUGCAGACGUCGCGCAACCCGGCGACGGGCGAGACGCUCGGCGAGGUCCGGACGGCGUCGCGCGAGGACGUCGACAAGGCGCUCAAGGCGGCACGGCUCGCGUACGAGGGCUGGCGGGGCGUCCCUGCGCCCAAGCGAGGCGAGGUCCUGCGGCAGAUGAGGGGCGCGCUCAACGACCGCAUCGACGACCUCGGCGCGCUCGUCAGCCUCGAGAUGGGCAAGGUCCUUUCCGAGGGUCGCGGCGAGGCGCAGGAGUUCGUCGACGUCAUGGACUUUGCCGUCGGGCUCAGUCGAACGUUCGGCGGCACCGUCGUCCAGAGCGAGCGCGAGAAGCACUUCAUCACCGAGGUCGCCAACCCUCUCGGCGUCGUCGGCGUCAUCUCGGCCUUCAACUUCCCGUGCGCCGUGUUCGGGUGGAACCAGUCGCUCGCCUUCAUCACCGGAAACGCGACGAUCUGGAAACCCGCGCCGACCACGCCGCUCGUCGCCAUCGCCACGACCAAGAUCCUCCAGUCGGUCCUCGAGGCCAACAAGCUUCCUGCGGCGCUCUCGGCGCUCGUGUGCGGCGGCGGCGAGACGGGCGACGCGCUCGUGAGCGACAAGCGGGUCGACCUCCUCAGCUUCACCGGGUCCGAGGCGCGCGGCCGCGACGUCUCGAUCAAGGUCGCCUCUCGCUUCGGCCAGUCGCUUUUGGAGCUGGGGGGCAACAACGCAAGCAUCGUCCUGCCCGACGCCAACCUCCCGAUGGCCCUCCAGGCGAUCACGUUCGCGGCGCUCGGCACGGCCGGCCAGCGCUGCACGACGACCCGCCGCGUCUUCCUCCACGAGUCGAUCGCGCCUCACUUCAUCACGUCGCUCGUCGAGGCGUACAAGUCGGUCUCGCCGUCGCGCAUCGGCGACCCGCUCGAGAGCGGCACGCUCGUCGGCCCGCUGCACUCGCAGGACGCCGUCAAGCGGUUCCAGGACGCCGUCAAGCAGGCCAAGGAGCAGGGCGGCGAGGUCCUCGUCGGUGGCGACGUCGUCAAGAUGCAGGGCGAGCUCGCCGGCGGCAACUGGGUCCAGCCGACCAUCAUCCUCGUUCGCGACGUCGACAACUUCCCGAUCAUGAAGCAGGAGACGUUCGCGCCCAUCCUCUACGUCUCGACGGUCGGCUCGCUCGAGGAGGCGAUCCAGCGCAACAACGAGGUCGAGCAGGGCCUGUCGACGGCGCUCUUCACCAAGGACCUCGGCGCCGCCAUGCAGGUCAUCGGGCCCGCCGGGGCCGACUCGGGCAUCAUCAACGUCAACUCGUCGACGAGCGGCGCCGAGAUUGGUGCGCGGUUCGGCGGCAACAAGAGCACGGGCUGGGGUCGAGAGAGCGGCGGCGACGCGUGGAAGCAGUACGUGCGGUGGUCGUCGUGCACGCUCAACUGGAGCGACCAGCUCGGGCUUGCGCAGGGCGUCAAGUUUGAGUAGCAGUCGUGCAGUGCAUCGUACUCGCAGUCUCUC
Messenger RNA from Rhodotorula graminis WP1, 1668 nucleotides. RefSeq lists its product as uncharacterized. Gene Ontology annotation, molecular function: aldehyde dehydrogenase (NAD+) activity. Bases 1 to 1635 code for a protein of 544 amino acids. NCBI's taxonomy places the organism in Eukaryota, Fungi, Basidiomycota, Microbotryomycetes, Sporidiobolales, Sporidiobolaceae. The record is from RefSeq and is a predicted model, not a curated record. The transcript has 3 exons.